AUGGGAGCUGCUCAUUAUAGCUGCUCCCGAAUUCCUGGUCGCGUUAUCUGUCAGAUGAUCAAUCCAUCAGACGUCUGGCAGUUUGUUUACCUUAUUCUUCAGGCAAAGGAGAUAAGGGCAGGCCACAACUCAUGCUUUAGGCAUGGAUUUCACGUCGCUCUUUCUGCCCCAUGCAAUUUAGGGAAGUCAGAGGAGGAGUACCGUCAUCAGCUGGGGUGCUACGGAGUCUCUGGAGAAUUGGCCGUCCGCCCCGUUGCCAGCCUGUCUGGGGGACAGAAGAGCAGAGUGGCUUUUGCCCAGAUGACCAUGCCUUGCCCCAACUUCUACAUACUGGAUGAACCAACAAACCACCUGGACAUGGAAACCAUUGAAGCUCUAGCAAAAGCACUCAACAAAUUCCGGGGCGGCUUGAUCCUGGUUUCGCACGACGAGCGGUUCAUCCGGCUGGUGUGCAAGGAGCUGUGGGUGUGCGGCAACGGCACAGUCCAGCGCAUCGAGGGCGGCUUCGACGAGUACAGAGACAUCCUUCAAGAGCAGUUCCGGAAAGAAGGUUUCCUAUAAAGCCGCCAGACUGGGGUGCGUGAGCUGGUGGAGAGCAGAACACGCCCUUGCAGCAGCCCUCCCGCUCACCCCAUGGAGUCGCCGGGGGGGA
Molecule: messenger RNA, 652 nt
Organism: Thamnophis sirtalis
Lineage: Eukaryota; Metazoa; Chordata; Lepidosauria; Squamata; Natricidae
Source: RefSeq, a predicted model, not a curated record